Messenger RNA from Biomphalaria glabrata, 4195 nucleotides. RefSeq names its product WD repeat, SAM and U-box domain-containing protein 1-like. Gene Ontology annotation, molecular function: ubiquitin-protein transferase activity; protein binding. The record is from RefSeq and is a predicted model, not a curated record. Bases 190 to 1791 code for a protein of 533 amino acids. The transcript is spliced from 13 exons. Lineage: Eukaryota; Metazoa; Mollusca; Gastropoda; Planorbidae. Gene Ontology annotation, biological process: protein ubiquitination.
CAUGACAGCAGUUUACUGUCGACCAGUCAAGCACCAUUAGUUUCAUUUCGAUCGUGUAAACAAAUGAAAUAGCACACUCAGACUCUCUCAGUGAUAGUGCAUUCACAAUUAUAUCUAUAUAGACUAAUAUAGAGUAGAUGUAUGUAGAUCUAGAUCUACUUUAAAUCUAGAUAUAGAUCUAUAUUCUAAAUGUUUGUAUCAAGAUACAGAGUUGUUCACGGAAAGGAUUUACGAUACUCAAAUGACAUGUCAGAUAGGAGAGUCAGGGGAAGUGACAGUAUUGUUGCCAGCAAUAUACAUACAAUCACAGCUCAUGAAGGUGACGUGACAGCCGUUGCAUUUUCUAAUACUGUUCUAGCAACAUGUUCAUCUGACAAAACAGUCAGGUUAUGGAGUAAUACCGAUUUUCUAGAGUUGCCUUCUUCACCUUUGUUGGGACACAAAUAUUUGAUUCAUUGCUGUGAGUUUUCUCCCCUUGGUUUCACCUUAGCUACAUGUUCCCAGGAUGGAACUCUAAGGAUUUGGGAUAUUAAGACAGGGGAAUGUGUCUUGUGUGCAUCUCACCCCAGCAAGUGUGCAAUCAGAGUGUGCAGGUUCUCAUCAGACGGAGCUAAACUUGUCACUGGUGGAGAUGAUGAAACAGUUUGUUUAUGGAAUGUAGCUGAGAAAAGGAUAAUUAGAUCAUUCAAAGGACAUGAUGAAAGUGUAACCUCCACAGCUUUCUCUCCAGAUGAUAGUUAUAUAGUGUCCUGUAGUUCAGGGGGAGAUCUUGGUGGUGACAUGUUGGUUUGGGAUGCCAGUUUUGGACAUGGGAAGUUCUUGACCAGAGUUCAUGACUGUCAUGAUUUAGGUGUUACAUGUUGUUCAUUUUCACCUAGAUGUGGUAUGCCAGACUCUCAUUCAGAUUCUUUGAAGAAAUAUCUUAUAGCCACUUGUGGCAAUGAUAACCUGGUCAAACUUUGGAAUUUGGUAGCAGAAGUGGGCUCAAUCAAUGUGACAGUGAAGUUGGAGACAAUGCUGCCUGGCCACAAAGAUUCUGUUUUAUGGCUUUGUUUUUCUCCUGAUGGGAAUCACAUCGCUUCAUGCUCCCUGGACAAGACAGUGCGCUUGUGGAAUGUGAUGACUCAGCAAGCUAUUAUUAGCAUUGAUGAACAUUUAAGUUAUGUGUCAUUCUGUGCCUUCUCAAAAGAUAGCAAGUAUCUGGCUACAGCUUCUAAUGACAGAACUGUUAAAGUAUGGAAGCUGAGUGAUACAUCAGUUAUUAUGGCAAACCUGAGUGGCUAUGAAGAAGGAGGAAUAACUCCAGGAUAUCCAUCUAAUGAAAGUUCUCAAAUUCCUAAUGAGGCUUGGUCUAUAGAAGAAGUUUGUCAAUGGUUGUCUUCUCUUGGACUUGGAGUAUAUGAGGAAACAUUUCGUAAGAAUGCCAUUGAUGGGAAAGAACUCAAUGGCCUCACUGCCCAUGAUUUGGAAACAGUGCUUGGAGUGGCUCCUCUGGGUCACAGAAGUAAGAUUUUGAGAAACAGAAAUUUAAUUCCAGAAAGAUCUUCCUGUAUUAACAAGAUUGGAGAGCCUAGCACUACACCUGAAGAAUUCUUAUGCCCCAUUACCCAUGAAAUCAUGAAGGAGCCAGUCAUUGCAUCAGAUGGGUAUACUUAUGACAAGCUAGCUAUGUUGAGUUGGUUAGAGAAAGAACAACGCAGCCCUAUGACCAACAUGAAUCUUACCUCUGCAGAACUUGUGCCUAAUCGCACUUUAAAAAUGAUGAUCCAGAAAUUCUUACAAAACAACUAACAAAUCUUCCCUACACAGUGCAUCUCACAAGACCAGUACACAAACAAAAAGUCAAUUCUACAAGCUCUAUAUUUUUAACACUUUGUCUCAACUCCUCAUUGCUAUUCAUUUUUAUGUACAUAAAAACACAACAAUAAGGCCUUAAAAAAAAAACAAUUAUAAAUAUAUAUAAUUAUAUUAGGUUCCUUUUCUGAAUAGAAACCAACAAUUCAAAGAUAUGUUCAAAUAGUAAAAAACUGACGAGAUAAAAGUACAGUUGAGUUUUUCCUAAGGUGCCCAGCAAUAUGAAUAAAUCUACAGUACUCCAACAUUUUUGUUGUUGUUUAUAAGCCAAGAUAAAGGCUUUGAAAGAAUAAUUUAUAAAUUUUUUACUUCUGCAAGUGUCUAUACAAUGCAGGGUUAGUAAAUAACCUUCAUUAUAACCUCUAUUUGUAUGCAUUCAAUGAGGAUAGUCUGUAUGUAAUUAUUAUUACAUGAAGAUUUGUAAGGAACUAAAAAUCCUAACCAAGGGAUAGAAAUAGCACUUUUUUGUGUGUGUGGGGGGGGGGGGGGAGAAUUGUACUUUUUUUUUUUAAGUUUUUAAAAAUGUGCAUUUCUUUGGCACUUUGGUGAGGCAAAGAGCAGGCUAUAUUUUUAAAAUGCAAAAAAGACUGCGUUUCAAAAGUAAUUUUUGAUGCAGUUUUUCAACAAUUCCCAAAACAUUUCCUUUAGUUUUAAAACCAUAAUUGUCAUAAAUGUACAUUUUUACAUGUUGUAUACAGAUUCCUUGAAUUCUCCAACAUUCCUAUUUAUUUAAGUGGCCUUUCAUAUAAAUUCCCAAUACAUUUGUAGAGACUACUAGCUGUGUUCAAUAGUUGACACAUUGUACUCCCUUACUUCCCAGUUGGAUAUACAUCUAUAACCAUCAUCAUAAUCAGACUUCUUCUAGAUGAUAGGUCAAAAGUUUUGGGAAAAACUGGUCUACUGCAAUGUUAUUACAUUUGCUUUUCCCCCACCUGUACGCUGACUUUUUCAUACUUGCUAUAUUUGACCCAUUCUUUGAUAACCACAUUGGCUGAAUCCUGGGGUUUUUAAUUUCAGAAUCUUUUGGAUGCCUCAGAGUCCACUGAGAACAUAUACAUUAGUCAGUUAUUGCACUUGUGAAUAUAGUCUACUGCAAUGUUUCCUAAAGUGACUUAAACGUGUACCCCCAGAAGACUUUGGAGGGGGUACGCAUUGCACCUCAAUAACUAUGCUGAAAUACUGUUUUUUUAUGUUCUGUAAAUAAAUUAGUAAUAAGUUUUAAUUCAAAUUUUUAAAAAAAAUAUCAUUUGAUUUUAUAUUUCUAUAAACUCAUAAUCAGUGUUAUUAAACAUCUUAAAAAUGUAUUUCUCAAAUCUCUGUUAAUAAAUAGAGAUCUUUUUUGAAUGUCAAAAAGAUUAUAUUCUAUAAUUGUUUGUGCACUUUUGAAUGGUGCAACUCACAAACAGAAUUCUUUAUUGUAAGAUUUAUAGUUUUUGAUGUUCCAAUAAAAAUGACAUUAGAGUAUUGCUUUGAAUCUUCGCCAUGUGAAGUGAAAAGACAUUCAUUAGUGUCUUAAAAUACUCAUUUUAACUCUCUGGUUUCUGAAACAUGUCUAUCCGGUUUUAACAGAAAACUUUCUGAACAUCUUGUGUUUUCCAACUUCAUAUGUGAAGUUGCUUUUUCCAUAUUUGUAGAAAUUAAGUAGAGAGAAAAGGAACAGAAUAUAGGAUGAGGAACAGCAUCUCAGAUUAAAAAUAAUAACCAAGGAACCAUGUUACAUGAUCUGUCAUCUCAGCACAUAGAUGCAAGUACAUGGAGAGGGUGGACUCAGUGUUUCAAAAAUUUUAAAAGGGGUACACAUAGGUCAAAAGUUUUGGGAAAAACUGGUCUACUGCAAUGUUAUUACAUUUGUUAAAUCUUAGAGUAUUUUUUUAUAAGUAUGUGUCAAUGAUUUUGAAAUAAUUCAGGGUAUGCUCUACCAGCUUUAGUAGUUCAACUACCAUUAACCCUUGUUCAGCUGUAUGACAUCUUGAAAUAUUAGGUGAGUUUGACCCAUUACUUUUGUUGUUACUUCACUUAAAAUACUGUUUUGAAAGCCUUAACAUGAGCCUUAUGAUGGCACAUCCAGGAGUCAUGUAUACCCUUUUCAAGGGUUAUUUGGAAUAUGCACAAUAUAUAAAUAUAUGUUAAUUAGCCUUAAAAAUUUUCUUUAUUUUGUUGUGAUUUGUCUUAAAAAUCUGUAAAAAAAAAAAAAAAAAAAAAAUUUAAAUAGUCAAUCAAUAGCUUUUACAGAGCUAAUUGAACUUUCCCUGUGAUACUUGCAUACAUUUUAUGUAUUAUAUACAUACUUUUGUAAUUAAACUUGCUUUGUUUAGAUACUAAAUAAAUUUAUCUUUUGUGA